UAAUCCAAAAAUUUUUUCCGUGCAUUGUGGUUUUUCAUUUCUCCCAUUCUACCAUUCCAUCCAUUGCAUCAUCCAAGGAAUUUGACCGCAGAAGCACGCAUCUUCCGCUCAUAAAGAUUAUAGAUUUGAGGAAUUUGACUGCAACCUAUCAUUUUUCGUGAGAUCACGUAUUCUUGAAAAAAAGUCAAUCUUCGAAUCUUGCUUUCGGCAAUCGGUUGUCUCGAGAAAGAAAAGAAGCGAAAAUCAGCCGCGAAGAUGGGAAUGACGAGAGGCCAUUCUAUCGCAGCCAUUUCUAUUGGUACUCUGCAGUUAUUGUUUUCCGUUGCUUUGAUCAUUCCCUCUUUCGUUCUUUCGAGUUAUAACAACCAACAUGUCAACACAUCCAUGACGCCAUAUUGGACUGGGUUUCCGUUCUUUCUCUGUGCAAUUUUUGGCAUUUGUGGAGGUGUUACCAAGAACCAUUGUUGUAUGGUUGCAUUUUUGGUCUUCAGCAUUAUUGUCACAGUCAUUUCUGCAAUAGCGUCGAUUGUUGUCACUAUAGCUCUGACCGUGUGGAAUGUUACAAGUGAUGUUUAUGAUUGCUCAGAUGGCAACAGUUAUGGAGCAGUGGAUGACUGCUCCUACCUGAACAACGUCAGAACUGUGAUUAUUGUGAUCAUGAUUGUCUGCUACAUCUCCACUGCUUUGGCCCUGGCUGGAUCAAUUUUGGGCUGUGUUACAACUUGCUGUGCCCCACCUGAUCCCCCCAUGGUGGUUAUUGCUCAGCCAACAAUGGCCCCCACUGGUGUGGUGGUAUCUCAUUCAUCCAUGCAGGUUAGCGGAGGGGCUCCAAUGGCCUACCCCCAGGGUGGUUACCCUCUGAGUGCUUACCCUCAGGGUGCUUACCCUCAGGGUGCUUACCCUCAGGGUGCUUACCCUCAGGGUGCUUACCCCCAGGGUACUUCUGCUGGACAGGCCAUGUUCACAGAAGAAACAGCACAGACUCACGACAAGGCUCCCUUGGUUGUGUAAACUGUCAUCACAGUUUAUUACAUUAGUUUGAUAUUUCCUUUUUUCUAGGUUAAAUUUGUUGUAAGUUUCAGUGCAUAGUUGGCAUUUAACUCAGUGUGCAGUCAUAAACUAAAGAAUUAGAGCCCUUUGUUAUCUUUUCACAAAGAAAAAUUGAUUCAAAAUAUUUUUUUAUGAAGAAUGAUUCCAGUUUGUUAUGGCAGACGGAUAUUUUCCUCUCCAUUGUUUAUGAUUUAGCAAAGAAGGCUUUGUUUAUUAAUGUAUGUGAUAUGUGACUGUAUUUAACAGAGUUGCUUUUUGGUAAAAAAGCUGAAAAACUUCUUUAGCAAUUAAAUUUCUAAGCAUUCUUUUAGACACUAGCCUGUCAGAUAGGUUUCAUUUUAUGUUAAUAAUUUUUUUAUAAUAGGUUAUAUAGAGGAGACCAAUUGAUAGCUUUGUCCAUGACAUAUAUAAAAAUUAAGCAUUUAUUUAGGAUCUAGAGUUGCUCUUCAGAAGAGUGUUCUCUUUGUUUAGAAAAUUGCUACUGUACUUGAUGCAGGUUAGUUAAGAAUUGAACAAGUGAGGAUGAGUGCAGUUUAAAUUGUUGCCAGUAUUUUUUACCACCAAGAGAAAGAAACGGCAAUCAUUUUAAAAGUAUUCUGAUAACUUAAUUAUAUUUCAUUUCGUUAAGAGUAGGCCUGUAUGGUGUAGCAUUUUAUAGAUUUAAGUUAUAUACUACCAAAGGUAGUUUUUGUAUCGGUUUUUUGUGUUAGGUUUUAAAUUUAGCCUAUAUGCCAUGUAUUUUAGUAUAUUAUACCAAAGUCAGCUUGUUGCAAUACUCGAUGCAGUGGUGAUAAAAGUUUAAUAAAUUGUUUUGUCAUCCCAUG
This is a messenger RNA of Pocillopora verrucosa, 1874 nucleotides long. RefSeq lists its product as uncharacterized. The record is from RefSeq and is a predicted model, not a curated record. Lineage: Eukaryota; Metazoa; Cnidaria; Anthozoa; Scleractinia; Pocilloporidae.